CAACGAGUCAAGCCAGAAGAGGUUGAAUUUUUAGACGAGAGAUUGAUGGAUAACACUUACGAUAACAAGGGUGGAUCUGAUAUGUCGUCUUAUGGAUGGAAGGCCUCUCAAGAUUUGAUUAAGGUGCGUGGCGACAAAUUCCGUGCCGAAAAGAAUAAGAAGAAGAGAGGUUCUUACAGAGGAGGUCAAAUCUCUUUUGAGAGCCACAGCAUCAAAUUUGAUUAG
This is a messenger RNA of Mucor mucedo, 225 nucleotides long. RefSeq names its product SRP40, C-terminal domain-containing protein. NCBI's taxonomy places the organism in Eukaryota, Fungi, Mucoromycota, Mucoromycetes, Mucorales, Mucoraceae. The annotation marks the transcript as partial. The record is from RefSeq and is a predicted model, not a curated record. The transcript has a single exon.